This is a messenger RNA of Daphnia pulicaria, 2695 nucleotides long. RefSeq names its product lateral signaling target protein 2 homolog. Gene Ontology annotation, molecular function: RNA polymerase II cis-regulatory region sequence-specific DNA binding; DNA-binding transcription factor activity, RNA polymerase II-specific. Lineage: Eukaryota; Metazoa; Arthropoda; Branchiopoda; Diplostraca; Daphniidae. Bases 173 to 1918 code for a protein of 581 amino acids. Gene Ontology annotation, cellular component: nucleus; transcription regulator complex. The transcript has 5 exons. The record is from RefSeq and is a predicted model, not a curated record. Gene Ontology annotation, biological process: regulation of transcription by RNA polymerase II.
AUUAUUCACCUCCAACAAGUGUUGGCAUUCAGAUGCUGUUCUCCUUUUCGACCUCGACCAUCUCGAAGAAUUGAAUUCGUUCAACAAAGUGAAGAAUUACAAAAUCUAACGAAGGAAAUACGAAGAAAGUGUGUCCCGCUCCCGCUCCUGACCUGAUUGAUAAUAUUGAAAGAUGGCCAGUGGGAGUCUGAGUAGCAGCAGUGCCGCCGCCUCAUCUUUGAUCCAUCCGUUCGGAGGUCCUGGUUCUUCUUCGGUGACGGAAAACACGUCGACGGGCAGCGUGACUCCGCCGCCGUCGGGCCAGCACUUGACGUUGGAAUCGGCAAACCAUCCGCUGUUGAGUCAUCACUUGGUGAUGAAGAACGAGCGGCAUCAGCACCAGCACCGGCUCUACCAGCCGUACGUCAAUCACGUUCCGCUUCACCACCACCAGCACAUCCAGCACCACCACCACCAUCAUCUCCAGCAACAACAACAGCAACAAAUACUGGAGAAUCACUACGAUUUGAGCCAACAUUAUCCGGUGGCGUCGACCAGUUCCAAUAACCUGGUCGGCGGAACCGAUUCCCGGUGCAGUUCCGUCUCCUCUUCCGGCGGCGCCGAUCAACACCACCAACAGCACGUCGUCGGAUUGACACUCAAGAGCGAACAACCUCAGCAAAACAGUUUGGAUCAGACCAGCAGCUUGGAACUCCUCGACAACGCCAAUUUGUCGUACGGCGAAGAUCCGCAACAGCGCCAUUCGUCAUCCGGCGGCGACCGUCUGGAUUUGCAUCAUAACGGCCCCUCGUCGGCAUCUUCGACUUCUUCCUCUUCUCUGGGCCACAACAACAACAACAACAACAGCAGCAACAACAACAACAACAACAGUAAAUCGAUGACCGGCCCGUCGGCCGGCUCGUCUUCGCUGGCCAUGGCCUUCAGCACCGAUCAAGUCGCUUGCGUCUGCGAAGCUCUCCAACAGGCCGGCGACAUGGAACGUCUGUCACGAUUCCUGUGGUCGCUUCCGGCUUCCGAGUUGAGCGGCAGCGCCAGCAGCGAGUCGGUCCUGCGGGCCCGGGUGGCCGUCGCCUUCCACCGCGGCAACUACCGCGAACUCUACAACCUGCUGGAAUCGCACAGUUUCAGCUCGCAGUACCACCAGGAAUUGCAGAACAUUUGGUACGGAGCCCACUACAAGGAGGCUGAAAAGGUGAGGAACCGGGCGUUGGGAGCCGUGGACAAGUACCGACUGAGACGCAAGUAUCCGCUGCCGAAGACCAUCUGGGACGGCGAGGAGACCAUCUACUGCUUCAAGGAGAAAUCCCGCGCCGCUCUCAAAGAUUGCUACAGGCAAAAUCGCUACCCGACUCCCGACGAGAAACGCACCCUGGCCAAAAAGACGGGACUGACGCUGACCCAAGUCUCCAAUUGGUUCAAAAACCGACGCCAACGCGACCGGACCCCACCCCAACAACAGAGAAGUGACGAUUGCCUGGGCAGCGAUAACGGACUACCGACGACUCCCAUCAACGGAGCGUCUUCCUCAUCUGGGCACGUUCUGCACCACCACCACGGCGGAAUCGGCGGGAGCGACUUGCUGAGCGAAUUGAAGCCCAACAGUUUCACGCUGGGCAACAAGCUCCUCUUCGACGACAGCGUCCACAAUCCAUCCGGAAGCGGCGGAUUGAUGGCCGCGUCCAGGAGCAUGAGUUCCCUGAUGGCCUCCCAAUUCGGCGGAGGAUCCAAGGAUCCGCACACCAGCAGCCUGCUGCACCUACCAUCGGCGGCCUUUGCCAGUUACCAUCCAUCCGGAAGCCACGGCUACGACGGCGGAUCAGUGGCCACCCUGGCCAAUCUCCACGUCGCCCAUCAACACGUCGUUCAACCCUCGGCUCUCUACCAUGGCCAUCGGGACCAGGCCUUUUCUCACGCUUAAUCGCAUUUAAAAAAAAUUUUAAAUAGAAAAGAAAAACAAAAAUUUAAUUUCUCAAAAUCCCAGUCAGAAUUAUUAAAAAAAACAAAAAACAAAAAAAAACCAAUUUUUUUUUCCCGUUUCAUUUUUAUUUUUCCUCCGUGAGUCAAAUGUGUUUUAUUGCUAUUUCGAUUAUUUCUUCGUUUGUUGUGUCCGUCAUUUAUUAUGUAAUUGGUGCCAACAGAAAAAUAAUUUGAUGGGGUUUUUGUACAUCAGGAUCGGUGUUUUCUCGGCCUCCCCUAUUCUUAAUUAUAACCCGCUGGCAAUAGUUAAUUGUCGUUGUCUUUUUAUUCGUGAAAUCCAUCGGCGUCAGUCUUUUGUAAUUGUGUCUCUAUUUCUUUAAUCUUAUAUCUUCAAACUAUAUUAUAACUCUCUUCUCGGCGUUAUGACUCAUUUUCCUUUCCUUCUCAAAUGUUGUUCGUCAACUCACUCGCGAGACGAUCUCAAUGUGAUAGAGGAUUGCAUCAUCAAAUUGGAAACAAAUUAAUAAUACCUAAUAGCAAUUAAAGGAAAUAACGAAGUCAACUUGACCGGACAGUUUUAGAUCAAUUCAAGCCAGAUAUUUAGUUUAAAUAAAAGAAAUAUACUCCUGGGGGGGGGGGCAGAUGGAGUCAAGCGAACGUGUCUAAAUAGAUUCAAAAAAUUAUAAGUGAAUAAAAUAAGGCGAUCUUGUGAUACAUGUAAUGAACAUUUGUAUGAAUUCUUCAGUCUACUAGACGUAUCAAUACACACUGCAACAUA